Anoplophora glabripennis (Asian longhorned beetle) is the source of this 965-nucleotide messenger RNA. It is a transcript of the gene mRRF1, whose product is annotated as ribosome-recycling factor, mitochondrial. Gene Ontology annotation, molecular function: ribosomal large subunit binding. Lineage: Eukaryota; Metazoa; Arthropoda; Insecta; Coleoptera; Cerambycidae. The coding region runs from base 49 to 846 and encodes 265 amino acids. The transcript has 4 exons. The record is from RefSeq and is a predicted model, not a curated record. Gene Ontology annotation, cellular component: mitochondrion. Gene Ontology annotation, biological process: translation.
UGGUUAGGUAUAAGACAAACCAAAACCUUUCUUAAAUACGCUUGAAUAAUGAUUUCAAGAACUUUUAUAAAUAGUUGCAAAUUUAUCAAACGUUCAAGCAGCAUAAUCCCCCUUAGAACAAUUACUGCAAAUGUGAGUGCAGUAAACAGCCAAUACUCAACUUUGAUUCCAAGCAUACAAACUUUAUGUGAGCCACCGAAAUUUGUGUAUACCAUUAGGUAUUAUGCAAAAGGAAAAGAUAAAAAGAAAGAAAAAGGGAAAAUGAAAGUACAAAUAAACAAGUCUCAGAUUUCUGAAUAUGUAAACGUGGACACGUUAAAAAAUCAAAUGCAAAGGGCAAUAGAUCAACUAAAAGACGACUUUGUGAAAAAUUUGUCAAUCAGGUCUGCGGCAGGUUCCAUUGAAAUGAUUCGUGUUAAUCUGGACGGCAAAGAACACACAUUACAAGAACUAGCCCAAAUAGUAAGAAAGAACCCGAAAACUAUAGUCCUGAAUAUGUCAGUCUUCCCGCAAGCUAUUCCUGCCGCUUUAAAAGCAAUAGAGAAGUCUGGUAUGAACUUAAAUCCCCAACAGGACGGGACUACGAUUUAUAUUCCAGUUCCAAAGGUUACUAAAGAAUACAGAGAGGGUCUUGCGAAAAGUGCCAAACAGCUAUUUGUUAAGUGUAAGGACUCUAUAAGAGACGUGCAAAUAAAAUAUGUGAAACAAGUCAAGAGGAAAGAUAAAAUUUCCGAAGACACACUUAGGAGCGUUGAAAACCAACUCAUCGCUAUUGCAGAUAAUUUCAUUGCGGAAGCUGAGAAAAUGUUAGAGAACAAAAAGAGUGAACUUAUUGGGAAAGAUUAGGCUUCUGAAGAUUUAUUUUUAUUUGAUAAUGAAUCUGAAAAUGCGUUGGGUACAACGGCUUCAAACAGUGUGAAAUUACAGAUUUGAUUUUAUAAAUAUAAGCUCAAAUAUAAAAUUUU